CCAUUAACCAAACGACUCAGAUAAAAAUAAAUCGAACUCGAAGAAACGAAAAAAGAACUAAAAGUGGACUGAACAAAAUUCCGAAGAUUCGAUCCUCGGCCAGAGAGCAAAAUAUGUGCAAUGUCAAAAUUUGUUUUCGAUAGUAUGCUGCCAAAGUAUUCACAGUUCCAGCCGUUUAUCAGUUCGCACCACCUAACCACCACCCCCCCGAAUUCGUCAUCUGCAGCAGUUGCCGCCGCCCUAGCCGCCGCCGCCGCCUCUGCCUCCGCCAGCGUUUCAGCCAGCAGCAGCAGCAAUAGCAACAGCAACACCAACAACAACACCAGCAGCAGCAACAACGCCAGUGGCAGCAACACUAGCAACAACAACAACAGCAGCAGCAGUCCCAGCAGCAGCAAUCUCAAUUUGAGCGGAGGAUCUUUAUCCCCCAGCCAUUUGAGCCAACAUUUGGGCCAAUCGCCCCACUCGCCUGUGUCCUCGUCGUCGCCCUUCCAACAACACCACCACCCACAGGUGCAGCAGCAACACCUGAGCCUGAACCACCAGCAGCAGCAACAUCUGCACCACCAACAGCAGCAGCACCACCAAUACUCCUCGCUAUCCGCUGCCCUUCAGUUGCAGCAGCAACAGCAUCACAUCAGCAAACUAGCCGCCGCUGCCGUCGCCUCGCACGGCCACGCCCACGCCCACCAGCAACUGCUGCUAACGCCCCCGUCGGCGGGCAAUUCGCAAGCAGGCGACAGCAGCUGCUCACCGUCGCCCUCGGCAUCGGGCAGUUCGUCGCUGCACCGCAGCCUCAACGACAACUCGCCCGGAUCCGCAUCCGCGUCCGUGUCCGCAUCCGCGGCCAGUUCCGUUGCCGCCGCUGCAGCAGCCGCCGCCGCCGCGGCCAGCUCCUCGUUUGCCAUCCCCACCAGCAAGAUGUAUCCGUACGUGUCGAACCACCCGAGCAGCCACGGAGGUCUCUCCGGAAUGGCCGGCUUCACUGGUCUGGAGGACAAGUCCUGCAGCAGGUACACGGACACCGUGAUGAACAGCUACCAGUCGAUGAGCGUACCUGCCUCGGCAUCCGCGCAGUUCGCCCAGUUCUAUCAACAUGCCACAGCCGCCGCAUCGGCGGUAUCCGCGGCCAGUGCCGGAGCGAUCGGAGUGGACUCGCUGGGCAACGCCUGCACACAGCCCGCCUCCGGGGUGAUGCCGGGGGCAGGGGGAGCGGGCGGAGCCGGUAUCGCCGAUCUGCCCAGGUAUCCCUGGAUGACACUAACAGACUGGAUGGGAAGCCCCUUCGAGCGUGUCGUUUGCGGCGAUUUCAACGGCCCCAAUGGUUGCCCCCGAAGACGCGGUCGCCAGACCUACACUCGCUUCCAAACCCUCGAACUGGAGAAGGAGUUCCACUUCAACCACUACUUAACCCGGCGGAGGCGCAUCGAGAUCGCACAUGCCCUCUGCCUGACCGAGCGACAGAUUAAGAUCUGGUUCCAGAACCGGCGCAUGAAGCUGAAGAAGGAGUUGCGUGCCGUCAAGGAGAUAAACGAACAGGCGCGACGCGAUCGCGAGGAGCAGGAGAAGAUGAAGGCCCAGGAGACGAUGAAAUCCGCCCAGCAGAACAAGCAAGUGCAGCAGCAACAGCAGCAGCAGCAACAGCAACAGCAGCAGCAACAGCAGCACCAGCAGCAGCAGCAACAGCCGCAGGACCACCACUCGAUCAUCGCACACAAUCCGGGCCACUUGCACCACUCGGUGGUGGGUCAGAACGAUCUCAAGCUCGGCCUUGGCAUGGGCGUGGGCGUUGGCGUGGGCGGCAUUGGGCCGGGCAUUGGCGGCGGACUUGGUGGCAAUCUGGGCAUGAUGAGCGCCCUGGACAAGAGCAAUCACGACCUGCUGAAGGCGGUCAGUAAGGUCAACUCCUAAGCUGACCCUGACCCACCGCCGCCGCCGCCGUCGCCGCCCAGCCGAGCCAACGAGCCAAUCUUCCACCAGCCGCACCACUAGCUCCACUAGCACCACCACCACCACCACCGCCGCAGGAUCACCGCCAGGAUCAGCCGAUCCGGCGCUCUUUUUCAUCUCCUCGUCUGUGUAACGCGCGAGAUAGCAAGCUGAAAAGCAGAAGAUAAACUCGAUAACUAAAAUACGUAAAGUUUUACAUAGUAAAUAGUUGCAUAAGUCUACCAACCUACAUACACGCAAAUGAGUGGGUUCGAUGGCCCAGGGGCGAUUCACUGGUUGGGGAUUGGAUCUGAGGAUUCUUUCUGAGGUUUCCCCGCGAGCAGUGGCCUAUUUGAUAGUGCAACGCAUGCGAUUACCUUCCAGAUCUCCAGUGAGAAAAUUUGUGUAUCCGACAUUUCUUCCAUACUUUCCCUUUCACGCAGUCCAACCCCUAAGAAUUGGCAAAUCAACCCCCAGUGCCAAGUGAAGAGUCCCUGGGCCAAAAGAGCUCCCCAGUAAUAUUAAUGGAUAACUUGAACUACUUAGAAUAGCGGUAAAUGCUUAAGGAAGGAGUUAGCAGGAGACGCGAUCUAUAUAAAUGAAUAAUGACGAAAUGAGCGAUUUUUGAUAGUCAGAGAACUCCGUUGCCAGCCCGCGGCCAAUUUCCAUGGGAAUCGGUCUUUGGGGGAAGGCGACUCGAUAAGGGGUUCGAGUGUAAAAUUAUUUGCGACUGCUGUAGGAUAACCUAGUUCGAUAUUUAGACCCACGUUCGACUAUGUUAAACGGUAUAUGAAUACAUAAAUAUAUGGAUAUGCUUAAAGAUUAAAGAUACUUACCUAUAGAGUUAUAGAGCGUACGUUUUGUAUCUACCUAUUUAUUGGAAAAUUUAUGUUUAUGUUUUUCGAAAAAAAAAAGAAACCCUCUUCCAAUGUUUUGUUUAAGUGAUGUGUUUACUGUGUGUUUGCUGUAUUUUGUUGUAUGCCAACGCUUGAAUACAAUGAUUUCUUCAAUGCCAUAUUAAUCUUAAUUCGAAAGCAAGUAAACAAGUAAGCAAAACAAUUGCGCAAAUAUUUCCAUAAAUACCAGUUGUAAGAAACGAACGGUAUGCAACAUACCCAAAAGCAUAAUCACGAUUUCAAAUACGUAAUAAUAAUAAUGAAACAUGAAACUAAAUUGGAGUAAGAAGGAGCUGAGAAAUUAAAUGUCGUUUGCCAGUGACUAAAAUUUUAAAUUAACUACCAUUAAGUGAGGAAACUAAAAGGCGUCGAUUGAAAGGCCUGCAGAUCUACAAAACGAAAAAAAUAACAAACAGAAAGGAAACUCUGAAAUACGUAUUAGCUUAAGGUUGCAACAACAGACAAACUGUCGAGGAGGCCAAGAAGGGGGAGAUAUGAUAUGAAGGGAGGACGGGCGACAGAACCCAUAUACGUAGAUUUCAAACUUCCCGAAAUUAAAUUUACCUAGCAUAGUCCCUCGCGGAUUGCAAGUUGAAUUAAAGUCAAAAUCUAUUUAUUAUACACAACCGAAGCGGAAGGCUUACACAGCGCGUAUUUACAUAAACAAUUAUUGACAACAAAUAUAUAUGAAUAUAUAUUACAAAUAUAUACAACUAUGAACUUAUAUGUGUAUGUAUAAAUACCUAAAUGUAUGUGUAUCUAGUAUGGUUAACACUAAAAGCAGUCGAGUCAAAGUUAAAGUCACGUUUUGCCCCAAAAACCAGACACCACCAAAAAUAAGCAUCCCCAGAAAUCCCAGCGCACAUAUUUUUCUCUAUGGGAUUUCUAGGUCCCGGUCCCCCUGUUUCGAGUGAUAUGGUGACAGCCUUUUGCCUUUUUUGGAAACCGAGUGGUUUCUGUUUCCGUUUCUGUUCCCGCUUCCGUUUCCGUUUCUGUUUUUGUUGCGUUUCAGUUUCAAUUUUGGUUUAAGAUUAUUAAUGUUUAGUCUCAUUUGGACGGCCUAGCAAAUUAGUGCGUAAUUUGAUAUAUUUUGUUUGAACCCUUAUGCUAAUACUUCUGUUAAUUUUAGUUUAAGUUUAGUUGUGACGAAUUGUGUAUUAUAUAAUUUUAUGCGAUUUUAAAAUGAAUGCGAAAAAAUUAAAAAAAACUACCUUUGUUUCACUCCGACUGGGAAGCAACUGCAACGAGAACCCAUCCAUACGCCGACCUUUUCGAUGAGGUCCAAAAACUUCAAAUCAAACUAAAUAUUAGCUAAUGCCUAACGAACAUAUAUACGUAGAAUCAAGUCGAUACUAUUUACUAACCAACCAAGUUUACUCACCCAGCCGAAAAUAUUCGGAGAUUGCGAUAGAUCAAGAACCCGCAUAUACGUAACUGAAUUAUAUUCGAACUUUAAACAGAUCCUAGUAUUAGAUCGAGGGGCUCC
Drosophila subpulchrella is the source of this 4311-nucleotide messenger RNA. Its product is annotated as homeobox protein abdominal-A. The transcript has 5 exons. Gene Ontology annotation, molecular function: RNA polymerase II cis-regulatory region sequence-specific DNA binding; DNA-binding transcription factor activity, RNA polymerase II-specific. The coding region runs from base 121 to 1911 and encodes 596 amino acids. Lineage: Eukaryota; Metazoa; Arthropoda; Insecta; Diptera; Drosophilidae. The record is from RefSeq and is a predicted model, not a curated record. Gene Ontology annotation, biological process: anterior/posterior pattern specification; negative regulation of transcription by RNA polymerase II. Gene Ontology annotation, cellular component: nucleus.